Molecule: messenger RNA, 1635 nt
Organism: Seminavis robusta
Lineage: Eukaryota; Bacillariophyta; Bacillariophyceae; Naviculales; Naviculaceae
Source: the annotation of a GenBank genome assembly
AUGGACUUGGCCAAGAAUUCUUAUCUGUUUCGAGAUUUACCCAAUGGCGCGAGUGCCGAACCGAUCAUGGAACAUCACGACGAGACGUAUGACAAUAAUGACAAGACCAAAGACAUUGAAAUGCCCGAAUUUCUACAAAAACGAGCUCUCUACCACCGUGUGGUGCUCUUUUAUUCCCCCAAAUGUCCGCAUUGCAUCCACUUUGCACCCACUUACAUUGAAUUUGCCCGGUAUUUUGGCAACUUGACUCGUAAUCAAGAUACCAUUUAUGCAGAUGUCAAGGUCAAGUUUAUUGCCGUGAGUUGCAUCAGCUACAAGAGAAUUUGUCGGCUCCAAAAGGUCAACUCGUAUCCCGUCCUCAAGGUAUUUCCCGCAAAGGAGGCCGAGCAUAUUUUUCAUCCACACGAACUCCAUCCCUUGACUGUGCUCAAGGCACUGGGAGAUGGUUUUGUCAAAGACACGUGGUGGGACAAGAAGAGUCACUUUGGAGAUACCUUUCAAACAAUACAGGCCCAACAUCAGAAAUCCACUCCCAAAAAAGCAACCAAUACUCCAAAAGAAGAAGCGACAACAACCUACUUUUCCAUGACACGGUCCCAACCCCAAGUGUUUGCAGAUGCCUACUUGUCAUUUUACAAUGCCAUGAAAGACUCGGUCUUUUUGAAGGAUGGAGCUCUCCCCAAAAUACGCAAGCAGGCGCUUCAUCAAUUCCUACAACUCUUGAAACGAACAUUGCCACCCUGGCGACUCGGUUGGCUCGUCAAUGAUCUCUACGAAGACUUUCACGAAAACACCGACAUGGAAAGCACGUGGGAGAUGAUUUUGGAACAAUUCCCACCUCCUCAACCCACAUGGAGUCCGGCCUGUCAGGAACACGAAUCACCCUACACGUGUGGACUCUGGACGCUCCUGCACAUAAUCACGGUGGGGGUCGUCGAAUACAAUCGACAAGUCAUUCAUCCUAAUAAAUUUGCCGUCCAAUCCGUGUCCAUGGCAUCCUUGAUGCUGCGAGAGUACAUUCAUCACUUUUUUCUCUGCGAAGAAUGCUCCACACAUUUUGUACAGGCAUUUGAUGCCUGCGCGUAUCGUCGCUGUCAACGCAUGAUCGAUCACAAUCACACUUCCGUGUCACUGGAGGAAUGGCAAGAGUUGCCACUGUGGCUGUUGGAAUUCCAUAAUGGAGUCAACAUUCGAUUGCAGACGGAACGAUGGCAACGACAAGGAAGACAACCAGAACCAGCCACUCUGGAGGAAGAAGAAGCCGUCCUGUGGCCACCCGUCCAGGAGUGUCCCUCGUGUUGGAUGCAUCCCAUGAAUGGGGCCGCCUCGCAGUACAAUGCCACCAUGAUGUAUCAGUAUCUGCGUCUCAUUUAUUGGCCCGAAGAUGGGGAAGCCAUGCAAACCAAGCAAGAAAUCCAGGCGGCCAAACUCCUCUUUGCACAGCAGCCACCACGACUGCAGCAGAGACAACUCAAACCAGAUGGUGCCAGCAGCUUGGUCGACACAGUCGCGGCAGAUGGACCCUACGUGGUGGUCAGUGCUGCCGUGUGCGGCGUGUGGUUGUUUGUCCUGUGGAAAAAGUUUCUCAUGGAUAGGAUGCUGGGUAUCCAUCGCACCAAGAUGAGGACUGUGUAG